Molecule: messenger RNA, 686 nt
Organism: Arabidopsis arenosa
Lineage: Eukaryota; Viridiplantae; Streptophyta; Magnoliopsida; Brassicales; Brassicaceae
Source: the annotation of a GenBank genome assembly
CUUCUUCGAACCGAACAUGGCGGCGGUUUCAGCUUUGGCAAAGUUUAAACUGGUGUUCUUAGGAGAUCAAUCUGUCGGAAAAACUAGCAUCAUCACUCGUUUCAUGUAUGACAAAUUCGACACCACUUACCAGCCUACCAUCGGAAUCGAUUUUCUUUCGAAAACAAUGUACCUCGAAGAUCGAACAGUUCGUUUGCAGCUAUGGGAUACGGCUGGACAAGAAAGAUUCAGGAGUCUAAUCCCAAGUUACAUCAGAGAUUCUUCUGUUGCCAUUGUUGUAUAUGAUGUAUCCAAUAGGCAAACGUUUCUGAAUACCUCGAAAUGGAUUGAGGAUGUACACAGAGAAAGAGGUCAAAGCAAUGUUAUUAUUGUUCUUGUUGGUAACAAAACUGAUCUUGUUGAAAAAAGGCAAGUAUCAAUCAGUGAAGGGGAAGAUAAGGGUAAAGAGUAUGGAGUGAUGUUCAUCGAGACCAGCGCCAAAGAAAAUUUCAACAUUAAGGCUUUGUUCCGAAAGAUUGCUGCAGCUUUACCGGGGGUGGACACAUAUUCAUUGGUGACGAAAUCCGAGGACAUGGUUGAUGUGAAUCUAAAGACCACUUCAAAUUCAUCACAAGGUGAGCAACAAGGAGGAGCAGGUGGUGGAGGCGGCUGUUCUUGUUGAUUCAAAAUACAUACUCCAUUUAAGA